Molecule: messenger RNA, 1371 nt
Organism: Trichoderma gamsii
Lineage: Eukaryota; Fungi; Ascomycota; Sordariomycetes; Hypocreales; Hypocreaceae
Exons: 2
Coding region: 1-1371 (456 amino acids)
Source: RefSeq, a predicted model, not a curated record
AUGUAUCUUCCUAUACCCAGACGAACGGCGCAACGUGCUGAUGGCAGCGCUCAGCUGUCGCAAGCGACUCGCCACCUCCAUACGCUAGUGCGGCGGGAUGGAAUGGGCGGUGGUGUUAUAGGCGCUAUCAUCAUAGGCGUCGUCGUUGCAAUCAUUGUGGUUGUUGUCCUCGUACUUUUCAUCAGGCGGAGAAGAAAGUUCAAAAAGGCCAAAUACGAACGUGCUCAGGGACACGAUACGAGCGAAGUAGCCAACUCCCGAGGCAUCAACGCCACGGCUACAUCGAGGACUGGACGAGCUGGACGAUCUAAUGGCCCUCCUCCCGCAUCGUCAAAUCGCAACAAUGCAGCUGCAAGUGGCAACGUCGACCGCAACACGUCGGUUCGCUCGGUCAUGACUCUGCCCGCUUACCGCCAAGAUGCUGCACAAGGCGAACAGGUCAUAGGACGAGAAGGCGAGAGAGAUGGCAUCGAUGUCAUUGUCGACUUACCCACCGAAGAAGAGGUGGAAGCUUUGCGCGACGAAGAGAUGGAGUCCAUGUACCAGAUCCGGCUUGCGCGGCGGCAACUGAUUGACGAACAACAACAACGGAGAGUUGAGCGACAAGAAGCCCGGACACGAGGCGACGUCGCAGCGCUGGCGGACAUCCGCUCUCGUACACGGGCUGCGAACAACAGCACCGUUAUCGACGACCUGCGCCGCGAAAUGGAACGAGCCAAGGAGAAUCGGAAUCUCUCCGUGUCAAGCGUAUCUUAUGCAGACGUUGGGCUGGCCCGCCAUGACGGUACAAGAAUCCGUGCUAAUAGCACCGAAAGCGAGCGCGUUGGCCUUCUUUCAGAUGCCGGGAAUAUCGCCGUGUCUGAUAAUCGAUUAUCCCAACAGCACAGCCGCGUGAUGAGCGAGAGCUCCGUCAUCAGCAUGGAUAGCAACUUUCCCUCACCGGCCCUGACCCGGUCUGCCGAAGCCCCAAGCGAAGCCCGGGCAGGGUCGAGCCCCGAGCUUGUGGAGGCGGAUUUGGGCGACGAAGCCAUGCCGCCUCCGGGCUAUGAAGAUGUUUCUCUCGUGGACGACGACGAUUUCCAAGAUCGAUCAAUCCUGCCAACGACUGAACCACCACCAGAUUAUCCAGGACACCAUCGAUCAGAGUCGCAAAGGAGCCGGCGGAACGAGACAUCGCCGUCUCUUGAGUCGGCCUCGAGCCAGAAUAGUUCGACAGAGCGCGACGAGCGACGCAUUAGCCGCGGCCUUGGCGGUAUACCUCAACUGCCCAGCCUGCGAAUUAGAGACCUCCCUCCGAUCACGGUUGAACCGCCAAGUGCACGCCCACCAGAACGUGAAGGCGCCGAAGAGGCCGAGCUGAGCCCAUUGUAA